CACGGUGGUGCUGAGUCGACAGUGCGCUUUAAUUGGAGUUCAUUGGCCAUGCCGAAGAAGCAUGGAAAGAGAACCGGGAGAAAGGGAGAGAGGGAGCCAAAGGAGCACAGUCUCACAGACGUAAACAGAGGGAGGACAAACUUGAGCACCGAGACGGACAAGAAAUUGAGGCUGAAGAUGCAGGCAUCUGUCCACCAAUAAAAGAUCUUCCCAGCAUCGACCUGGCUAUGUGGGACUUGGGUCACUGUGAUCCAAAGAAGUGUUCCGGGAGGAGGCUGGUCAGGAAAGGUUUCGUUCGCCAACUCUCCCUGGGGCAGCGGUUCCGUGGUGUUGUUCUGUCACCAGAUGCCCAACUCUCCCUCUCUCCUGCUGACAGAGAGGUGGUUGCGUCGUGCGGCGUGGCCGUCAUCGACUGCUCGUGGGCAAAACUCGAGGAGACCCCGUUUUCCAAGAUGAGAGGGGCUCACCCUCGCCUCCUCCCGUUUCUCGUGGCCGCCAAUCCCAUCAACUAUGGACGGCCGUGUAAACUGUCGUGUGUGGAAGCCUUUGCUUCUGCUCUUAUCAUAACUGGUUUCAGAGAGCUUGCAGAGAGGGUGUUAACCGUCUACUUCAAAUGGGGCCACGGAUUUCUCUCUCUCAACAGGUAUUCUGUAUGCAAUUCAUGAAUGUGAACUCUUGACGCUUGAAAUUAAGUGCACGUGAGCCGAUUUGUACAGAGGUGAUAGGCAAUCCAAGCACAUUUUCUCAGAAAGUUUCCCACACUAGUGGUUGCUUGUUCGUAGAGCUGCCAGUGAUAAAUGUCUUGAACUGUUGUAUAUAUGUACAUCUCAGCUAUUGAGCAUAUCCACUUAGUCACAUUGUUAUCACAUUGACAUACAUGCCCAAGAUGGGAUCUACGUUAAUUUGUGCAGCGAUAGUCUAGAGUUGGUAUGCGCCUAAUGAGGCUACGUUUGAAACUCGUGCAGUGAUCUUUUAGAGGCAUACUCGAGGUGUGUUGACGGGUGUGAGGUGGUUAGAGUCCAGCAAAGGUGGCUGGAGGAGGCACAUCGAGAGAGACAGUCUCAGAGAGAAAGUGAGCACAUUUUCGUUUCUGUGGGUGGUGUGUAUUAUACUGUGUAGGG
Molecule: messenger RNA, 1121 nt
Organism: Geodia barretti
Lineage: Eukaryota; Metazoa; Porifera; Demospongiae; Tetractinellida; Geodiidae
Source: the annotation of a GenBank genome assembly